Ipomoea nil (Japanese morning glory) is the source of this 375-nucleotide messenger RNA. RefSeq lists its product as uncharacterized. The transcript has a single exon. The record is from RefSeq and is a predicted model, not a curated record. Lineage: Eukaryota; Viridiplantae; Streptophyta; Magnoliopsida; Solanales; Convolvulaceae. The coding region runs from base 1 to 375 and encodes 124 amino acids.
AUGGAAGAGAGACUGGACAAAGUGUUGGCCACAAAUACCUGGCGCGAUAGUGUCCCUGGGGCAAGAGUGACUAAUAUACUGACCAGAAGAUCGGAUCAUUCCUUUCUCUUUCUGGGGAUUCAUGACCCGGUAGGGAGGGGGAGGACACGAAGAAAACAGUUCCGGUUUGAGAUGGCAUGGGUCUAUAAUGAGGGCUGUAGGGCUGUGGUAGAGGAGUCAUGGAACGAGAAAAGGCAUGAUGGGCUACACGAGUGCAUUGCAUAUUGUGGAAAAGGGUUAUCUCGUUGGGGGGGUGAUCGCUACCAUAAGAAAAGGCAUGAUGGGCUACACGAGUGCAUUGCAUAUUGUGGAAAAGGGUUAUCUCGUUGUGUCUAA